AUGCCGGCUUCCAAAGCUCUUUCCCACCAGCGUGGUCUCAGACCCAUGGAGCAGACCCCACUGUGGACGUUUGGCUCCGCAUUGACCCUCCUUAACGAAACACCCACGAUUCAUAUACUAGAUGCCUUAGAUGAGUUCCUCUUGCACUCAAAAGAGGUGAUUCUUUCGCCGUUUCCAUUCCGAUGCAAGGAUCCAAAGGACUUGAACAUGCUAAAUGAGUUCACCCUUCGUGGUGUUUUGUUUGAAGAUGUUCUGAAAAAUGUGUCUACAGCUAAUAAAUUAGCACGUAUCUUGCACGUCGAUCCCAAGGAGGCGUUGCGUGUGAUCACUCAAACACAGCAGAGAAUUCCCGAGUUUGAAAGUGCUAAUAAGCCAUCCAGCUUGUUGGGCUCUCGCCUUCAUGACGAUAAGGAUGAGUUGAAGACGGGAGAGAAGUUGGCAAGGUAUGCAUCUAUGCUUCUAAAAGAAAGAAGAGUAGUGCUUCGAAUAGCAAAGAAUUGUCUCGGCAGAAGAUACGAUGAGAACUCUACAUCUACUGUACGCAACUUGGGAAAGCUGAUUAUUCUCGAUUCAAGCUAUGCCGAAAAUGCUAUCGAGUCGCUCAGACAAUGUGCAACUGAUAUCCUUCUGGGCUCCUACAAGACGGGUGUAUCUCAUGCAAUAGAUACUAUUGUGUACACAGAGACUCUACUCUUUAUGCUGGAGCUUUUAAGCCUUUUGUGUGAGAUAAUUAUCUCGUCUAGUGGCAUCUCUCCGGUGACCCAAUGGUUUAGGUUCAUGGAUGAGACAAACUUCAUGAUCUCAUUGGGCUCAUUCAUCACAAACAAGGAAUGCUUUGUGUUGCUUCAAUCUCUAGCGACAGUUGUGUCAUUGCAAGUACUCGACUUGGAAAAUAGCUUCGAUACAGAGAGCCAACUGUAUGUGAAUGACGGCAAGUUGUUCAAGCUGAUUGACGAGAUUAUCUCAACUAGAAACGUGAACUCCAUCGUUAACUAUGCUUGGCUCAUCAUUCUUUAUAAAAAGGCCAUUGUCGUGGAGGAGUUUUCGGAGAUGCUGGUAACAUUCGUAAAGGAGUUCCCUCUUGAUAAGAUUAACGCCAGCAUCGCGUUUUUUACAGAAGUGCUCGAACUGAGUAAUGUUUUUCUAGACGUCACCAAGCUCAACCAGUUUCUACAGUUUGAUGAGCUUUAUUCGAUUGUUUUAUCCAAUCUACUAAUGGUCGCGUUGCCACUUAUGCCAAUGAAUGUCGAUACUGCGACUUGCAUCCAACAAGUAUUGAGCUCAGCGCCACCUUUCAUAGUUGAAAAAUUCUAUGACAACCCUGAAGUUGUCAACGCCAUUGUUUUGUCCAGGGCUAAAUUUCCCGUCAGCAUUCCUCCAUACCUAAAAUUGGCCUCAAUCAAUGGCAACUUUGCAUUCAAUGAGUUCAGGGAACUCAAAUCAUACAUGUCAGUGUUCGAUAAAGAAGAGUUUGGUCGAAUUUGUGACAUUGACUCAGAAAAUACUGACCUCAUGAAGCUCUCUGAGACAGUUGACCUUUAUCCACCAUACGAAGUGAAUAACAAAUUAUCUCUUAUGCUCAGCUAUAAUACCAAAGCUAAGGUCAUACCUACUAAGGAUGAUAAGGUUCUUGUGACAUUUUUGUAUAAGUACAGUGGUUGGGCAUUUCUUGGAAGAGUGAUUCAAAACAUCUCAAAGACAUUCGACAUCACAGAUCUGCAGAAGAUGCUCGUGCUCAAAGACUUGUUGCACUUGCUUGUUCAGACAAGCGCUCAAGUUGAGAAGGAGGAUUUCGUUACUGCUCUUAAGGCAAUGUCUGCAUACACAGAUGACUCUGACAUACUUGAGAUCCUCUUUAGGUUACUUGAACAGGGUUUGCACAACCGCAAUACGGAGAUUCUGGCCCAAGUCAUAAAAAUACUCACCAACUUGUUGCCAGUAUACUCUCCCAGAAUCUGGCCCUACCUUGCUAAAUCUUCAUUACUUCCUAACAGAGGAAAGGAGCUGUUCAUGUCUAUAAUGUUUGGAUCUAUUGAAAUGGUCAACGGCUCAUAUGACUUUACAAAUGCCUUGAUUAAGUUUAUCGGGGCGCUUACCAAUGACUGUUUAACGAACAAACAUGGAUUCCCCGACAACCUUCAGGGAGAAGUACUUGGUGCUAUGAUUGAACAUGCAAUCGUGGUCUUCGAAAGCUUUAUAAACUGCAAUUUCGAUGAUGGUUUGCAAAGACUCGAGUUGGGCAUUUUACUAGUCGGUGUAUUUACUAGCAUUCUCUCAGCACUCAAUGAAGUGAAUUCUGGCAACUUAAGCCAAUCUGUGCCGGUGAAAGAACUUAGCAUUUCUGCUGACAAAAUUAUCAGAUCCUUUUUAGCACCAGAAGUUGCAUCGGUACGUUCCCCCAUACCUAUUUUCAAGAUGAUAAAGUCAGUCGCAGACACUAUGAACUAUUACGAUUUCCGUGAUGUAACCGGAAUAUACUCGAAAAACUGGAUUAGAAGCGCCCUAAAGUUUUCUGAAAUUUUGAUUAUUACAAGAAGUCUCGUCGGCUUGAAACCUUCCCAAUUUGAGAGAAAAAUGUUUACACAUCUUCAAGAUUUAAUCAAGAUCUAUUCGAGAGGGUCGUUUAGAAAGUCUGUAUUGGACUUGAUUACUGCCUUGACUAGUGGAAUCUGGAACGAUGAGCCAAUGCCAUCAAUGUUGUCGCAUUUGGAGCAAGAAUACUCGCAAAUAUUUUUGCGUUCCUUGGCUGCUGAUCUCACUAACCUAUUUGAUGACUACACCAUAAGAGUUUCUGUGUAUGACCUUUUAUGCUCCAUUUUGGAUGCUAACCAGGAGGGUCUUUCAGUCUUAUUUAUAAGCGGCAGAAAUGUUUUUGGAGGCUCUAAGAGUGAAACAUCUUUAUCUGUUUCGCUUCUCGCCAUCCUUAAAAAGAAUGCAAACGAGAUGAAAUACUAUCCUCCAUCUGUCACAGCUCACUUGCUAGAUGCGAUAGCUUUGGCAUUCAAUUCUUGGACAAUUGCAAAUGAGGAUAAUAGUGAUGAGCACUUUGUCAAAGAAAUUCUCAAACCCCUUGAGAGUGCGGAUGGUGACCUAGAUGAUUCGAAAGCUUCUAUCGACCUCAUUUCAGCUUGUUACAGCAAUAAGGUCAUCGCGAAGAGUGCCGAAAUAUUGUCUCUCAUCUUGUUUACAACAAAGAGCGAGGCGAUUAAGGCGUUGAUCACAGACGGUCUCCUUCACAAGGACUCGUUUGUGAAGAAUAUUCCCAAGUUUUUGUGUCCAAAACUUCAGAAAGGGCCCACGUUGCAACAAAUAACCCUGCAAUUUGAAGAGCAUUUUCCCAAUUAUCGACUUUCUCAAUUCACCUCUUCUUCUCAACGAAGAAACAGAUUUAGUGUGAACGCCAUCUAUGCUCUUGAUAUAAUGGAGAGUCUUUUUUUCUCGAAUGGCAAAUGGGCGGAGAUGAAAACAAUGUUGGAGAAUUGGAGUGCUCGAAUGCAAGACUACUACUCACAAGUUGCCAUUGCCAAGUCUGUCGGGGCUUUGAUUACGGCAUUGUGUCGUAGAGCACCCUCCAAGAAGCUAAACCUGUACGUCAAGCUUAUUCCUCAAAUACUCUCUUUGCAACGUAUUGAGGAGCUGCAAAUUGUUACUACGGCCACGCAGCUCAAAUUAGAAAGGGUUGAAUUGGCUUUUCUUGUCGCCCAGACGUGCACCGUUGUCGAGGGUUUUCAAGAUGAUGGCCAAAUUGCGCUUGAUAUUAUCGAGAAGUCAUCAAUAGCUUUUCAUGGCGGAUCAUGCACGGAUGAAAAUACACCAACUACACAACGUGCUUUACUUAGGUUGGCGCAUAUUGCCCUCUCUACUCUCAGAAACGAGCAGAAUUUGAUAAUCUCGAGAUUCAGUAUUCUUCGGGACUUCUUUGACCAAGUCGUUUCUCAAGGUUCGAGAUUAAUCAUCGCCCAAUUACAAAAUGAUGUGUACCUCUCGAGGACUGACAAGACCCACAAGGCGACGGAUCUUGGCGAGCUUCUUAAUGACUUGCGUUUGGUGAUUUCAAUUUUUAAGUGUUUCGUGUCAUUUAACAUACCCGACUCACUUCAGAAUGAAUUGGCGAACUCGCUUAUCGAACAAAAGACAGUCGACAGUUACCUCAGCUUAUACUCAUUCUCACACUUGAUAGUUGUUCACGAUGAGCCAAUUUUCUCACACUUGACUCUUAUGUUUGUCCAGCUUCUUCUAUCUGUUGGUGUAUUUGCGGAGAAGUUCAUUACCAGAAACAUGUUCAUGGUGAUAAGAGAAAGUGUUAUUUCGCAGCCUCUUCGUGAGGGAGGGAUCACGAUUCAGAACUCUCCUCAACUACAUCGCAACUGGACUAAUGGAAUAAUGCCAAUCAUUUCGGCUACAUUGACGGGUCCAUCUAACAAGACUGAAGUUUUCAAUACAAUUAAAGCUUUCAGGAAGCAGAUUGGGUUUUGUAUAGAAAGCUGGGCAAAAGAUUCACAGACGCUUCGUGUCUCCUCUGCCGUUACUUGGGAGACAACGCAGAUUUGCCAUUUCUACCAAAUCCUCAGUCUGAUUGCUAAAGCAGAAAACAUCUCAAGUCAAUCCCCUACAUCGGUCGACAUGUAUAUUCUUCCAGGUUUGGACACACCACAGAGGAGAGAGGACUUCUUGGACUACAUCAACAAUCUUCUCAAACAUCCGAAGUUCUUGUCGUCGAUCAUUAUUCCAAGCACUCCAGAGGAGACCAAAGUCUUGAAAACUGCUGGCAAAGCGCAAGAUGAAUUUGUUAAAGCACUCAUACUGGAGAUAUCUGAGCUCAAGGAAUUUUUCAACUGA
Molecule: messenger RNA, 4839 nt
Organism: Candidozyma auris
Lineage: Eukaryota; Fungi; Ascomycota; Pichiomycetes; Serinales; Metschnikowiaceae
Gene: NUP188
Product: Nup188p
Exons: 1
Coding region: 1-4839 (1612 amino acids)
Biological process (GO): protein import into nucleus; RNA export from nucleus
Cellular component (GO): nuclear pore inner ring
Molecular function (GO): structural constituent of nuclear pore
Source: RefSeq, a predicted model, not a curated record